Molecule: messenger RNA, 1486 nt
Organism: Erythranthe guttata (spotted monkey flower)
Lineage: Eukaryota; Viridiplantae; Streptophyta; Magnoliopsida; Lamiales; Phrymaceae
Product: GLABROUS1 enhancer-binding protein-like
Biological process (GO): regulation of DNA-templated transcription
Cellular component (GO): nucleus
Source: RefSeq, a predicted model, not a curated record
CUAAUUUCUUCCCUCUUUCUCUGUCCAAACCCUCGCCGUCGCAAUGGCUAAAAUCCCGGAGGCGGAGAAACGCGCGAAAUCCGAAUCGGAUUCCGACGAGGAAGAAUCCGACGGAUCUUCGUCUGAAGAAGGUUCGUCCGAAUCCGGAUCCGAAUCCGAAUCCGAACAAAAGCAACCCGCAGUCGCCAAAAAGCCGUCGUCUUUGCCUCCGGCAGCCGCCAAAAAAACCAAAUCUCUGGUGCAGAAGCCAUCGGAGAAAUCAGAAUCAGAAUCUGAAUCGGGAUCCGAAUCAGAUUCCGACGAAUCCGAAGCGGAAGUCGAGCAGGUAGCACCCAAGCCCGCCGCCGAUCCACCGAAAUCCAAAAGCGUCGCUAAAAAGCCAAACCCCCCCAAACCCGCCGCCGCCUCCACCGUCACUCCUCCGACGAAAUCCACCGCCAAAAAACGCGCAGCCGAAGAUAAACAAUCGGCUGCCAAGGGUUCCAAGAAGCCGAAGGCGGACCCGGAAAACUCGGAGGCAAACUCCAAAGACGAGACGAAGAAGCAGCUCUUCCACAGGCUGUGGAAUGAAGAUGACGAAAUUGCCCUUCUCAAAGGGUUGGCCGAUUACAAGCAGAAGAAGAAAGCCGACCCGUACGCCGAGUUGGAUUCGUUCCACCUCUUCAUCGGCGAGAAUCUCCACGUGGAAGUGACCAAAGCUCAGCUGCAGGACAAGAUUAGGAGGCUCAAGAAGAAGUACGAGACCAACAAGACGAAAGACCAACCUAAUAAAGACAAGAGCUUUUCCAAACCCCACGAAAAGAAAAUCUACGAAUUGUCCGAACCCGUCUGGGGCAAUGUAGAAAAAGCAGUCGAAAAAUCAGCUUCGGUGAAGAAGACACGUGGCAAGAGUGUUAAUGUUGUCGAGAAUGGUGAAUCUGAUGAUGCGAAGAAUGAGGAGAAUGUUGUCGAGAAUGGAGAAUCUGAUGAUGUGGAGAAUGAGAAGAGUGUGGAUGUUGUUAGUGGUGAUGUUGAAAAGGGUGCAGCGACGACGGGUUCCGAUUAUUCGAGCGUUCAAAAUAGGAUUUCGAGAAUGGGGGCUGAAAUGUAUGAAGGUGCUGAUGAUGGGACUGAGUUGCAAAAACGGUGGAGAAAGUUGCGAGAGAAGGAAAUGGAGAUUCAUAUGAUGAAGUUGGAGUUGAUGCGUGAUCAAACAAAGCUUGUUUUGGAUGGUAAGAAAUCUAGAAAUCUUUGAGGUUUUUUUGGUUGAUUUAAUUUUAAUAUUCCUAAAUAUAUAAAUUUGAUUUUAGUACUUAUGGUUUUGUUUUGGUUUGUGUUUUACUGGUUUAGUUUAAGUACUCUUUUAAGGUUUGGUUUAAUGGAGUUUUGAUUGGAAUUUGGGAUGCUAAUAUUUUGUGUUCAAUUAUGCAUGCAGAGUGUAUUCUUGAUUGAAAAAUGAUUAGGAAUUAAAACAUUAAUAUAUGAAUUAAUGAUAUAGGUAUUUUAU